AUGCUCCAGACCAACAACAACUCGCUGGUCCUGCUGACCUAUGACCUGUGUGUCAACUCCUUAAGUGAGCUGCUCAGGGCAGCGCCCGUCAUCCAGCUAGUGCUGUUCAUGUACGACAUAGCCUCGCUGUUCAACGUGAUCAUCAUUCUGCUGAUGAUGUUUAACACGUCCGUGUUCCAGGUCGGUCUGGUCGCUCUGCUACUGGAGAGGUUUAAAGGCUUACUGAUGCUGUGUGCCAUCUACCUCACCAUCAGCAUCUCCUUUCACUGCUCGGUAGUGGUACUGUUGUAUUACUACUUCUACAAACGGACGACAGAGUGUCUGGGCGACCCGCGGCCGCAUGACGAUUCUGGCUGA
Salvelinus namaycush (lake trout) is the source of this 357-nucleotide messenger RNA. It is a transcript of the gene tmem138, whose product is annotated as transmembrane protein 138. The coding region runs from base 1 to 357 and encodes 118 amino acids. Gene Ontology annotation, cellular component: cilium. The record is from RefSeq and is a predicted model, not a curated record. The transcript is spliced from 3 exons. Lineage: Eukaryota; Metazoa; Chordata; Actinopteri; Salmoniformes; Salmonidae.